Eruca vesicaria subsp. sativa (arugula) is the source of this 1926-nucleotide messenger RNA. NCBI's taxonomy places the organism in Eukaryota, Viridiplantae, Streptophyta, Magnoliopsida, Brassicales, Brassicaceae. The record is from the annotation of a GenBank genome assembly.
AUGGCCGGCGUCAGAAGCUUUUUCUUGUUCGCGGCGAUUGCUUUACUGUUCGCUGGUCGUUAUGGAGACGCUACCGCAGCCUCUAGAGGUUACAUUAAAUAUAAAGAUCCAAAAGCAGCGGUUGAAGAUAGAGUAGAAGACUUAUUAACACGUAUGACAUUACCUGAGAAACUUGGUCAAAUGUGUCAAGUUGAUCGUUUCAACUUCUCUACCCCCUUUGGUCCACAGCCAGAAAUGUUCACAAAGUACAUGAUUGGAAGUGUUUUGAGCAAUCCCUAUGAUACUGGGGCUAAUAUAUCAAAGCGGGUUGAAAUAGCGAACAUCAUGCAAAAACUGAGUCUCUCUACGAGGCUUGGAAUCCCUAUGCUUUACGCUAUUGAUGCAGUUCAUGGCCACAACACUUUUAUUAAUGCCACCAUCUUCCCCCACAACGUUGGUCUCGGUGCCACUAGGGAUCCUGAACUUGUUAAAAAGAUAGGAGCUAUCACCGCACUUGAAGUAAGAGCAACAGGAAUCGCGCAAGCUUUUGCGCCUUGUGUUGCAGUAUGCAGAGAUCCUAGAUGGGGAAGGUGCUAUGAGAGCUAUAGUGAAGAUCCGAAAAUUGUGAAUAUGAUGACGGAAAGUAUCAUGGAUGGAUUACAGGGAAAUGCUCCUUACGUCGCUGAUUUCCAGACUAAACUGGCUGGUUGCGCCAAACAUUUUGUUGGUGACGGAGGAACGGUAAAUGGAAUCAAUGAGAACAACACUGUGGUUGACAAGAAUACUCUCUUUAAUGUCCAUAUGCCUCCUUUCGAGACAGCGGUAAAGAAAGGGAUAGCAUCAAUCAUGGCUUCUUAUUCUAGUCUUAACGGUGUUAAGAUGCACGCAAACCGGGCAAUGCUCACUGAUUACCUCAAGGGCACCCUCAAAUUUCAAGGCUUUGUUAUCUCUGACUGGCUUGGAAUCGAUAGGAUCACAACUCCACCUAGAGCAAAUUACACUUACUCUAUCGAAGCUUCCAUCAAUGCCGGCAUUGACAUGGUUAUGGUCCCAUGGGAGUACAAAGAGUUCUUGGAAAAAUUGACAAACCUAGUGAACGGUGGAUACAUUCCUAUGAGCCGUAUAGACGAUGCUGUUCGAAGAGUCUUGAGGGUCAAAUUCUCUCUCGGUCUCUUUGAGAAUCCAAUGGCAGAGAACACUCUUGCCACCGAGUUCGGAUCUGAGGCGCAUAGAGAAGUAGCGAGAGAGGCGGUGAGGAAAUCAAUGGUGCUUCUAAAGAACGGGAAGACAGACAAGGACAAAGUUGUUCCUCUCCCGAAGAAGGUGAAGAAGAUCGUUGUUGCGGGCGCACACGCUAACAACAUGGGCUGGCAAUGUGGUGGCUUUACUCUCACUUGGCAAGGAUUCAACGGAACCGGAGAAGAUAUCGCUAGGAACAAAGCCAUGCAUCUGCCUACCGGUAAAACCAGAGGAACUACAAUCUUGGACGGUAUCUUGAAAACAGUGGAUCCCACCACUGAAGUUGUCUACGUGGAGGAACCAAACCAAGAUACAGCGAAGCUUCAUGCCGAUGCAGCAUACACAAUUGUGGUCGUAGGUGAAGCUCCAUACGCAGAGACAAGAGGGGACAGCACCACUCUAAACAUGGCCGAGCCAGGUCCAGACACAAUCAGCCACACGUGUGGUAGUGGUAUGAAGUGUGUAGUGGUCCUAGUCACAGGACGUCCUCUCGUGAUCGAAGCGUACAUUGACUUCAUGGACGCUGUUGCGGUCGCUUGGCUUCCAGGAACCGAAGGACAAGGAGUCGCUGAUGUUUUGUUUGGUGAUCAUCCAUUCACUGGCACGUUGCCUCGCACGUGGAUGAAGAGUGUGUCUCAGCUUCCGAUGAACGUUGGUGACUCGACCUACGAUCCUCUCUUCCCCUUCGGAUUUGGAAUUACAAAUUAA